GGUUCUAAACCUUUCAGUAAGGUGGAGCAGUGCAGUCCUCUGCUGCCAGUCCCAGCUGGGGUGUAGCUGCCCCCUCUCUGACUCUGCUUUUGUUUUUGAGGAAGUUCUUAAUCUCUCUGUGACUCAGUGUUCUAAUCUCUAAAAUGGCUUAAUAAGACUUGUCACGCUUGCCUCCCAGGGACUUUAACAUCUAAUUGAUGCUCACGAAGCGCCUUGAUCUGGCAGAAAAGAGGGCAUCUUGCUUCCCUCAUUUCGCCACUUUAUUUUGGGUGCUAAUUACAUUACAUGGGUGGAAGACAGAUUGUCUGACAACCGAACUUCGCUUCAUGUCUCUCGUCAUUGACACAGGCACUCUGAGUGUAUGCCCACUUAUGCUUAGUUUGAGGUGUCCCGUGUUUCUCUAAAAACAGAUAAACAGGGGUUUAUCCUUUCCGGAGGAUGCGUCUGAGAAAUUGCACUGAAGCAGCGACAGACUUUUGCUCCUAACUCUAGAGAUUCUACACAGUUUUUUCUCUGUGUAUUAUGAGUCAGUAAAGGUUUUAAGAAUUAAAACUCUUGACUCAACUCUCAGCAUGUCCCUGAUAAUCUUACUCUGCCUGAAUCUUACCUUAGUCUCCGUUUUUGUCAUGUUUUACUUCUUUAGAAAUAGAGGAAACAUACAAAUUUACAGUCCUCUGCUUGAAAAUACAAGCUUUAGAGUAUAAAAUGUAUCUUUUUAGCCGUUUUACUUGCUGCUCAGAGGAGUAAUUAGCCACUUUAUUCCCGUGGCUUGAAUCCUGCCGCACCUCCUCCUUAUCGCUGCUGCCCCUCCUUACCGAGGGGGCUCGGGCCGAUAGCAGAGCCUGCAGUGGCAGUCGCGGGGUCUGGGAUCAUGGGGUCACCAUUCACACACACAGAAGACAUCAUCGUCAGUCAGCUGAUGUGAGUGGGCACCCUGCCUUACCAGCACCGGCGCCAUGGGCUUUUCCCCCCAAAGCCUGGGGCUGCAGAGUUCUCAGUCCUUUCCCUCCACCCGGGUUCCUCUGUGCGGCGGCUCUGUGCUGGGAGGCUGCUUCGUGGCACGGCUUUUGACUCCUGCCUUUGGUUCAGUUCUGCUUUCCACCACUGCAGCUGCGGUAUUGUCCUUCCCCGCGCUAAAUGCAGGACCUGCAGCGUUGAUACCUGACAAAUACACCUUUUAAAGCGCUGAUUGAUGUUUGUUAGUGCUGUUCUUCUCAUGGUGCUAGGAAAAAAUACUGCAGCUGCAUCUUAGAGUGUGUGGUGGAGAAAUGAAGUUCUGCAGGGAAACUGAAGCAUGCUUCAUUCCACUUCCUCUUGCCCUGUGGUCUGCCUCAAGUGAUGCGACUUUGCCUGCCCUGUCUGUAAAAUCAGGUGACUUUUGAACAAAUUAGUAAAGGAAAGCAUAUAAAAAUGGGAAGUCGUCUCUGUUUCACUCUGAAUUUCUUUUUUGUUUGUUUUUAGUUAGUUGCCUCAAUGUUGCUCUGAAGUUGUAUGGCAUUACCAGAUCCCUGACAUCAGGGUGGUGCUGUUUGUGGGGAGAUCAGAUUUCCUUCAGUUUCGCCUAGAAUCUAGACGGAUGAUCUGAAAAGGUUUUGUUUUUAUUAAGAUAUGCUGAAGCAGAGUUUUCUAGUCUCCUGUCGAUAUCCCAUUCCUUGUGGAGGUGAGAGAGCCUAUGUUUUGGCUGGAGAUGUUCUUUAAGUGUAAGAAACCAUAAAACAGGAGAGGUGAUUGCUCUCCAGUUUCUUCAUGAGUAUGCUUUCAGUCUUUCACCUCUUUUAGCACAUACCUUGUAUCUGCUCCAGCUGUCUGGCUGCUCGGGUAUUUUAUAACUAGUACCCUGAAAAGGGGAAAAAAAAAGGGAAAACUUUGAAAUGCUGUGUUUCCCAUCGGGACUCUUCCAUGUGGCUGUGACAUUUGUUGUGGAUGCUUGGUAACCUGUGUCUGUUUCUUUGCCUCGCUCUGAUUCCCCUGGUAUCAGCAGAAAAGCUCUCUUUUCCUAGUGGAAGAGGCUUUGCUUCUUAAGGGAAUGGUGUGUUUUGAUUCCCUGAAAAUGAAGACAAUUUCAGGUGUCUGAAACUGAGAUCUGCCUCCCUUCUGUUUUCUCAGCUUGCUCACGUGUUGGAUCCAGAGUCAAGGAGCUACAGGAAGGCUGAGGGCUUGCUUUCUGUGUCUGUGCUGGCAGCCUGGCUUGCAUGCAUCCCUAUAAUAGAUGUGUGCCUGUAUAACAGGAAUUCGGUGUGUGAGUUUUUAUGUGAGCAAACUCUUGGCUGCACCUUUCCCGUUCAAGGUCUUUCUGUGUGAGGAGCCCAUGAACUUGAAAAGCGCAGCCUCCUCUCUGUGUCUGGCAGCUCAGAUGUGCUGGGAGGGCACACUGCUUGUUUCUCAUCUCUGGGACCUGAUUUAGAGGUGUUUACACAGCACACUGACUCUUUCAGAAGUGGUAUUAGUCGUUCAGGGUACAUGAGACUGAUUCUGGAAAAUAUAGAUAUUCUAAAUUAAGGCUAUUAAGUGUCCACUGAUUCAGUGACUGUGCGGAUACGCAGUUAAUAUUGUAUUGUGACACAUUCUGAAAAUUGCUGUGUUUAUUUUUGACCUGGAGAAGAUGACUAACUCUUUCAUGUAUGCAUAGUUACAUUUACAAGCAAGUAAAAACCUCCCCAAAAUCAUCUUUAGACUCCUAGUUCCAUGAAAGGAAAAAAAUUCAGACUUGUCCCUAAAUCUGAGCUGUGUGUGCUAUCAAGCCUUCCUCUGCUCUGGGUUGAUAACCCUGUGUUCAGUGGGGGUUAUGUUUUCAGAGGUUUUAUUUAUCUCCUCCAAAUUUUUGUGGGCAAUUUACCGUGUGAGGAGAGGAACAAGAGCAACACCACUCUGUGUUAGGAAAGGUAGGUGGUACCACAACACAAAUUAGAAAGACACUACUGUGGUAGCUAAUAUUUAGUUAAAUUCUGAUUGUUCUCAUUUCAAUGUCCCGGUAACACUGAUGUAAUUAGGAGAAAACUUGGGUUUGUUUUUUCUUGCUUUUGGCCCCCUAGAGUUGUGAUGGCAAAACCUGGUGAGGCAGGUGGUUUAUGGAAUUGUGUGGACUAGAUUUAAACUUUUGUUCUUGGCCCUGGCAUCUCCUCUGCUGUGCUCUGGAGAAAUAAUGGCAGCAGUUUCUCCAAUUGCUGCAUUCAGCCAAGGGGACAUUACCAAUUCAGCUUUUAAAAUGACUGGGCCUGGCAUUGUGUGUUGUGGAGUUUUAGCUUCCUCAAAAGCAGUUUCUUUGGAUGUGUUAGUCCACCAUAAAUCCUUCUCAGACCUUUUAAGCUCGCAGCUUAUUGCCUGUUUAGACUUCAGUAAUGCCCAAAGGGGUGCUGCAGUUCAUCGUUCCCUAUUGCUGCCCUCGCCAAGCAUCAAAAUAGAGUUUCGAAGCCAUGCGAAAUUUUUGUUGGGAAUAAGCAGGGAUGCUUUGUAAUCAGCUUUAAAUAGUCCUGUGGUAAUUCAACAGACCUUAGACCACCCUUCCAGUACCAAAAGGGGCUACAAGAGAGCUGGAGAGGGACCUUUUACAGGGGCAAGUAGUGAUAGGACGAGGGGUAAUGGCUUUAAACUGAAAGAGGGCAGGAUUAGAUUAGCUAUCAGGGAGAAAUUCUUUGCUGUGGGAGUGGUGAGACACUGCAAUCAUGAUAUUUUUAUUAUAUAGUGCUACCUUUAGAAGACUGAGGACGUUAAAAUGCCUAAUUCUGUUAACAUACUUUGUCAUUGUCGUACUUGAGUAGGUGACUCCCAUAGCUAACUGGAAGGUUUUAAAUCUUCUAAGAUUUUUUUCCUAGCCUAUGAUGUGCAAAUCAUGUACGAUGGAGUCCAGAAAAAAAAAACAAAACAACAAUUUUGUAAAUAGCAAAGCAGAAGGUGGAGCAGGAGACAAAUUUCCCCCUCUGUUUGAGAAGACUCGUGUUUGGCAGAUAGUGGAAUUCUUUUUUGUGUGUAAUCAGAUAAGAGUGUAUUGCAAAGACCAUAAUCUGUGUUAUUGGCUGAGGUGAGCCCCAUCUGUUAGUGGUGUCAGGGAUGUGCAAUACCCUUGCCCUCUAAACUCAUGCACGCAGGGAGCAGCACAGAAGGAUUUACAGAAACAAAUGCAGGCUCUGAAGGCAGUUGCUAAAAGCAAAGGGAGGAAUUCAGAACGGAAUGCAGUGUUCUCUGCUGACACCUUUUCUAGCUGAGGAAACCAUCUGGUUAAAGAACUUUACAAGAUACUGGGUACUUUUUGGUUUCUGCUCAUUCAUAGUCUGACCUCCUUUCAUACAGGUUCACCUGUUGUACGUGCUUGUUAUCAGGCUGGUUUUUACUGAUUGUCUUUAUGGCGCCUUGUGCUGAUCUGGGGAAUAAUUUAAAAUAGCAAACUGAGCUGAUUAGAAGAAAAAAUGGGCUUGUGUUGGGCUGGACUUCGUGGUGGUAAAUAAGCAGUCAGUGCUAAUCACCCCCAUGUCGUCGUUCACCCCAGCUGUGGGUCAGACACAGGAUCUGCUUGUGCACUUGAAUUGCCAUUGCUUUUCCCCUUUCAGAGGCAGUAAAGGAGUGAGCAUGCUGACACAAGAGCUUACUUCUCCAGGUCUCAUUUCCAUCCUAGGUGAACUCAAAGAACUUCUGAUGGAAUGUGAUAUCUGGGCUUGGAUAAUUUAUGUGAACGAGUUCUCAUUCAGAUCUGAUCUCCUGGCCUUCUGCUUGGUAUUUGAUUUUCCCCUUUCACUGAGUGCUACAAAUUCCUAUGGUUGCCACCUAUGCAGCCAACUGUUUCUGUCAGUUCAGAAAAUUGUUUCAUGGCUGUAGGGACAGAAGAAUAUUGGAAGUUUGGAGCCAUUUUUAAGAUUUCAGAGUGUGAAUGUGGAGUGUAGGUUCCUACCAUUUCUAUCUAUGGAUUUUUGAAAGUAACACUGACACCCCUGUGGAUGAUAUUUGUGUUCAGAACAUUAAUGGGGUUGACUGAAUGUCAGAAACAGGCACAUGGUUAAGGCUUGGACACAAGCUCCAUAAAUGUGAACUAUCGGUGCAUUCAAAAACGGAGUUUGUGGGUGUAAUCAAAUACCUCUUGCUGUACUUACUCUCGGAAACUCUGCCUUGGCACCAAGUCAACAUUAGGUGUACCAAAAAUGCAUUAGGGAGAGCAAAGCUUGUGUGAAGAGCUAAAUGCAUCACAGUGAACCUGUUCAGACAAAAGAAACCAUCUUUCUGUUGAGGGGCUGUGUAUGAGAGGGAAGAAGGGUUAGGGUGGUUAACUUUAUUUUCUGGAAGUGAGUAGCACACGUUUUUCAGUGCACACAGCAGUUAUUACUCUGUUUGUGACCUGCUUCCUCGUGAAAGUGUCGAGGAGCAGGGAUUGGUUUGAAUCUGUUGCCUGCAUGCUGGCACACGGCACUGUGUGAUGCUGCCCUGUCGCAGAGGCACGCCGCGUGCCACGGUGUAUAAAUAACCCUGUGUGCCAGAGGGAUUGGAGACAACGUGCAGAUAUUCACUGGAGUGCUGCUGGGCCUUGUCCUGGCUACCUGGGGUACACCUGGCAGUAGGUAUCUGAGCACAGGGGUGAUGGGUAGUGCAGCACUCCCCAGCACCUACUGCAGAGCUGCUCUGCCCGCUGCAGGGAGGCACAACCACAGAGUGCCACAGCUCAGCCACAUCUUAUUUGCGGCUGGGAUGCUUAGAUAAGCAGACAGGAAAAUAGGUUAAUGUGCACCAGGCCAGCUUUGAGCACAUGGUGGGGAAAAGACCGCCUUUAGUAUCCCCUGUGGAGUAAUUCUGACGACUCCUUCACAUAUCAAUUUCAGGUUAAAGAUAGAACAGAACAGAGGGGAACAGCGUUACUCCUCCCGGAGCAUUGGUUCUCCCCUGGAAGGGGGCUCAGCGGGAUGCUGACCUCGGGCAGGGCAGGUUUGUGCUUCAGGGCAGAGUUAGGGUGUCCUGGACCUGGCAGGAAGAUGUGGCUUUGGGAGGUGUGGUGCAGCAGGCGCUGGCACGGGCACCAGGAGCAGUGUCAGGUGCCGGGAGCUUGGCAGAGCUGGGUGCUGGACCCUCACUCUGAUAGAAGGGUUUCUCUCUGGGUUUCCUUCCCACCUGGGAAUGAAAAGUCACAGUGGAGCCUUCACCUCUGUGUAUUUAUGUGGGAAAGGAGGGCCACGAGGUUUUUAUCUCACACUUACCUAUGCAAAAAUGCAGAGGGCAGUGUUAUUUUCUCUCCCUCUGUUUUCUUUUUGACGGAGGAAGGAGUUGCGAUUGUUUGCUGAAUACAUUCGCACAGAGGGCUCCAGGAUUGCUGAGUGCAUGCACUUAGAGGGUUCCAGCAGAAUUUCUGAUGCUAUUUCAUGACAGCUGCAGAAGCAUGGCAUCCUAAGGCCCUACUUAUGCAUUUAGAUGUAGACCACCACACCUGUCUAUAGCUACUUGUUGAGCUACUACCUGACUUAAUGAUCGAUGGUAUUAGUAACUUGUGUGUAGAAGCAUCUUGAAACUCAGUUAUGGAAUCAAAGCAUGUCUCCCAAUUAUUUUGUUUACCAGCCAUUAAUAGAGACCAAAAAGAAUUAUGUGGCUGUUUCAGAGCAAGGUGAGAUAUUUUUGUGUGUUGUUCACAAUGCUCUUUUCUUACAGAGGUUAGUCCAAGGUUCUGCGUGACUCUCAGUAAAACACAUGGGUAACUUUGUGCUGUGUUUGGCAGAGUUUCUUGGCUCAGCUUUUCCUGAGGCAGCACCUGUAUGCAUCCUUCAGGAUGGUCAGGUGGUUCUGCAAAGCAGUGUCAAUACGAAACUCCUGCCUUUUGUCGUAAAGUUUUGUGGAUUCUUACCCAGAACUUGAUAGGAUACAUGUUUGUGAUGCACUUUGGCUCAUUUGAAAUCUCAAGCCAAUAGAACUACAACCACCAGCUUCUGAAAACCAGCUGUGUGAUUAUCUGAGUGUCUCUCUUAGUUCAUUAAUUUCCAAGAUAAAUCUAGGAAUGACAUACAUAGUAUAGCAGAUUUACAUUUGCACUCAAGAUUUAAUUUACAUUAACUAUUAAUGCAGAUAUAUCAGAGGUUUUUUUGCUCUCAUAGUUCUAGUGAACAAAGAAUGUGAACCACUAGUUUUCUGUUUUAUUUGCCCUACUGAAGUAGCGAAGGAUGGCAGAGUUUUCCCUGCCUCUCUUCCUAAUCAGUUGUUACCCAGCUAGUAGGCUAACCCACAUGCAAAAUUUAUUGCAGGUGUGUGCAAGAGAGAGUUACUGGGACUUGUACAAAGCCAACUUCGUUCAUGACUUUGCCCAACUUCCCUGCCAGGUUUCGUGAGGCAUUGUAAGGUUGUGAUCAGAGCCUCUGGAAUAACAUGUGUGGAAGUACUUGCUGUUGUUGAUCCCUGUACUCCAGCACAAGAGCUCCAGCUUAAUCAUUCUCUGCUCUCAGAACAUGGGGGAAAAUGAUGAUGAAAAAUACAAUCAAGCUGGCCAGAUAUUUGAAAACUUUGUACAAGCAUCAACAUGCAAAGGCACCAUUCAGGCCUUCAAUAUUCUCACUCGCCAACUUGAAUUAGAUCCUUUGGACAAUAGAAACUUUUACACCAAACUGAAAUCGAGAGUGACCACAUGGAAGGCCAAAGCUUUGUGGAACAAGCUUGAUAAGAGAGCAAGUCACAAAGAGUAUAAACGUGGAAAGUCUUGUAUGAACACUAAGUGUUUAAUUAUUGGAGGUGGCCCCUGUGGCCUGCGGACUGCCAUAGAACUUGCCUUCCUGGGAGCCAAGGUCGUCGUCGUGGAGAAGCGGGACACGUUCUCUAGGAACAAUGUGCUGCAUCUCUGGCCCUUUACCAUCCACGACCUUCGGGGACUGGGAGCAAAGAAAUUUUAUGGAAAGUUCUGUGCAGGAUCUAUUGAUCACAUCAGUAUUCGACAGCUUCAACUCAUCCUCUUCAAAGUUGCACUUAUCCUUGGAGUGGAAAUUCACGUGAACCUGGAAUUUGUGAAAGUCCUGGAGCCUCCUGAAGAUCAAGAAAACCAAAAGAUGGGUUGGAGAGCUGAAUUUCUCCCCAUGGAUCACCCUUUGUCAGAGUAUGAAUUCGAUGUUAUCAUUGGUGCAGAUGGCCGCAGGAACACGUUAGAAGGCUUCAGGAGGAAGGAAUUUCGUGGAAAGCUGGCCAUAGCGAUCACUGCCAAUUUUAUAAACAGAAAUACAACUGCGGAAGCCAAGGUAGAAGAAAUUAGUGGGGUUGCUUUCAUCUUCAACCAGAAGUUCUUCCAGGACCUGAAGGAGGAAACGGGGAUUGACCUGGAGAAUAUUGUUUACUAUAAAGACAGCACGCAUUAUUUUGUGAUGACAGCAAAAAAGCAGAGUCUUCUGGACAAAGGAGUGAUUAUUAACGACUCCAUUGAUACUGAGCUGCUGCUCUGUGGGGAAAAUGUGAACCAGAGCAAUUUGCUGUCCUACGCCAGAGAAGCUGCUGACUUUGCAACCAACUACCAGCUGCCUUCCUUGGACUUUGCAAUUAAUCAUUAUGGCCAACCAGAUGUAGCAAUGUUUGAUUUUACCUCCAUGUAUGCAUCUGAAAACGCUGCGCUGGUGAGAGAGAGGCACAGACAUCAGCUCCUGGUGGCUCUUGUUGGAGAUAGUUUGCUUGAGCCGUUCUGGCCCAUGGGUACUGGCUGUGCCAGAGGCUUCUUGGCUGCCUUUGACACGGCGUGGAUGGUGCGGGGCUGGGCGCAGGGGAAGCCCCCGCUGGAGAUCCUGGCUGAACGAGAGAGCAUUUAUCGACUCUUGCCUCAGACGACCCCUGAAAAUAUUAAUAAGAACUUUGACCAGUACACCAUUGACCCUGGAACAAGAUACCCGAACUUGAACUCGAGCUGUGUUCGGCCUCACCAGGUGAGACAAUUAUAUGUUACCAAUGAGCUGCAGCAGUGUCCUCUGGAAAGAGUGAGCUCCAUUAGAAGAUCAGUGAACCUCACAAGACAGGAGUCAGAUAUUCGGCCUAACAAGCUUCUGACGUGGUGCCAGAAGCAGACGGAGGGAUACCGCAACGUUGAUGUCACUGACCUGAGCACCUCCUGGAAAAGUGGCCUAGCUCUGUGUGCCAUCAUCCAUCGCUUCAGGCCUGACCUCAUCGACUUCGAGGCGCUGAACGAAGAGGACGCGGUGAGGAACAACCAGCUGGCCUUCGACGUGGCCGAGCGCGAGUUCGGCAUCCCGCCGGUGACCACGGGCGAGGAGCUGGGCUCGGCCGGGGCGCCCGACAAGCUCAGCAUGGUGCUCUACCUGUCCAAGUUCUACGAGCUGUUCCGCGGCACCCCUCUGCGCGCAGUCGAUGCUGCUGAGAAGCAAAAUGGAGAAAAUAAUGAUCUUGGUUCACCAAAAUCAUCGAAUUUCAUCUUUAAUAAUUAUAUCAAUCUAACUUUACCAAGAAAACGAGUACCAAAGGCUGAAGGGAAAACAGAAGAAAAUGAGACUAACAAAAGGCGUCGGAAAGGACUCUUUGGUGUCUUUGAGCAGACUUCAGGCUUUCCAAGCCAGGGGACAAACAACGGGAAAGAACAGAGUGAUGGCAGAGAAGGAAUGAACCAGAACAAAGUCAAAUCAAUGGCAACUCAGCUGCUGGCAAAGUUUGAAGAGAAUGCUUCAAAUACAACUCUGCGGAGACAGGGAUCUCUGAGGAAAGAAUUCCCCAAGUCCAUCGGGGGGAGCGACAUCUGUUAUUUCUGCAAGAAACGGGUCUAUGUCAUGGAGCGGCUGAGUGCAGAGGGCCACUUCUUUCACAGGGAGUGCUUCAAGUGUGAAAUAUGUUCUACAACACUCCGCUUAGGAAUUUAUGCCUUUGAUGUUGAAGAAGGUAAAUUUUACUGUAAACCUCAUUUUACGCACUGCAAAAUCAGUACGAAGCACAGAAAGAGAAGGGCAACAAUACAGAUCCAUGGAAAGGAGGCGAUAGACGCAUGGAAGAAAGUGGAAGCCAAGCACACAGAGGUCACCACAGAAAGCAGUUUGUCCACUGCUAGCAGUCCAGAGGACAGGUCCCCAGGUAUCCUGACUUCCUUCUUACGGGGCACGCUAAGCUGGCCCCUGCGGGUGACCAGGGAUCUGCUUGACAUUCCCAGCCGCCUGUCUAACUGGAUGCAUGGUUUCCUGCACGCUACCCACCUCCAUUUCAGGGACAAUGCAUAUAACUAUACCUACCUGUACGAACUCCUGAGCCUUGGGGUGCCACUCCUCUGUGCUCUCCUAGAGGUACUCACUCACAUGUACCGGGAAGCAGAGCUAUCACUUGAAAACGUGCUUGAAUGGGUGAAAAGAUUCUGUAGGGUUUGAAUCCUCCUGUGUGUCUUGCUCAGUUGUGCCUUUCAAAUUUUCAAAAUUAACAGCCUGGCUAUUUUCUCAAGGGGAAUUUCUGGUUUGGAGGGCUUUGUUUUUGCUCUUCGUGCAAUGUGACUCAUGACUUCAUUGAAUGGUGGAUUCCUUCUGAUAGAAGCGAGGUACAAAUGAAAUUUUCAACACAAAAUGUACUGUAUGUUAGAGCAUGAAGGACAGUGUCCAAACACAUUUCCAGAACAUGGAGUCAGAUGAAGGAUAUUUUCUAGAUUAUUUCCCCCCCUGUUAUGUUCUGUGAUCAGACCAUUGGAGAAGAUGGUACAUUUUGAAACCAUUUUCUUCCUCUUCUCCCCAGCUUAUUUUUUUUCUUUUUUCAGUUAGACCAUGAAAGAAUGUGUGUUCUUUCAGGAAUAUUUCUGACAAAUGACUGGGAUUUGAAACCUGAGUAUGGCAUGUAGCUUUUUUUUUUUUUUUUCUUGCUUUCAUCUUUGCUCUAGGUUAUGAGAUUUUUACUUGCAUGAAUAUGUUUCAAAAAAAUUGUGUACGUAAUUCACAUUGCUCCUAGUCCUGCCUUUUAUUUUGCUUUACAUAUGAUGGAUACCUUUUGUUGAUAGUGGGUAUUAUCUGUUCUACUAAUUUAUUUGAAGUUUUUCAAUAAAUUUGAAGAGCAAAUGAUAGUUGAGUGAAGGCUUGAUUGAAAUUUUAAGUCAAAGAAACUGGUAGAAAGAAGUAGACCGAACAUUUCUCAAGUCAAGGCUUCCUCAUUUGAUGGCUGAUAUGAGGCAUAUCAAUUUAUGGAGCACUUCUCUGUAAGUGAAGUCACUCCUGUUGUGCCUCUGGGCAGGCACUGCUCCCAGCCUCUUUUGGAAUUUUUUAAAAAUGCAGGUUUAGAACAAACAUCAAAAGCCUAAAAAUGUAUUCUUAGGCGAUAACUUCUUACUUGGGUAAUUCAUUUCAACGUGUGCAGCUGGUGGCAGAAAGGUGAAAUUCUAUUAUCUGGAGCUGCAGAUGAGUAAAUUUCUUUCAGAUGUCCCUCAACCUUAAUCAGAAGGUCUCCCUUAAUCUGUUAAACAGCAAGGACACAGUGACAUCCCAAAGCUCAUUACUUUCAGCCUAGUUAGCCAGCGAGGUAAGCAUGCUCCCUGCCUUUCAAGUACUUAUUUAUAUUCAGAAGUUUACCAGGAAAUAGGUAAAUCCAAUAUGUGUAGCCUAAAGUGAAAAGCAUCUGUAGCAUUUAUUUGUAGCCAGAAGAAUGUGGCACAAACAAUAGGAAAUACUGUUGCAUUCAGUUAGUACCAAAGUUGAGGAUCACCUGCCAGGGGUCUCAAGUGACUCUGCUGCGUGUGGGCUGGCAGGUCUUGGGGUUUGUUGUUUUGUUUUGAUUUGAUUUGAUUUACUGUAAUGUGGGAAAAGAUUAUUUGAAUUGUUUUGCCUCUUAGGUAUGAAAAGGAAAUGUGUCUGCUGUUUAAAAUAAAUGACAAACUGGAUCUUUCUUCUAGAUAGUUUGACUUUCUUUAAACUAUGAGGAUGAGCUUUUCACAUUUUAGAGUGGUUAUGUAUUUUGGGGGGAAAAUUGUUAUUUUUAUGCACAGAACUUGAAAAAGUGCUUGAAGAAAAUUGUUAGAUAUAAGGUAGCAUUCCUUUGACAAAAAUUGCCUUUAAUGCUCAAACAUGUAUUCAGCCAAACUUUGCUACGACAUUGAGUGGACACAGCAAUAAUUACAGUUACAUGGUGGCAGUCUGUAUAUGUGUAAUGUGUCUGUACCUUUCUUACAGCAUUUAGAAAACCUGACUUGGAAAUACUGUACUAUUUUUAUUAUUUUCUAAUGAUAGCAACUGUUUCACCCUAAAAAGGAGGCAGUCUGCAGUGUGGUUACUCCUGCACACAGCAAACUGCUGGGCAGUCCAGUUUCCAAAUUUGGGCUGCCAUCAAUUUUGGUUUCAGUUUGUCAGUAGGAGAGUCUUUAGGAACACUUCUUCCUAAAGUUUUCUCCUGCUGUUUACUACGGCAGAGAGAGCAUAAUGCUAAAUGUAGAGAAAAUGGUGAUGUAGUAAGAAAUCUCUGGCCAAUGAACUUAAACCAAAUAAAUCUUACCAGUAGAAGAUUUUUUUAAAAAUUAAAAUAUAGUAUUGGUUUUAUAUAGAUUUGUAUAGUGGGGCAUAAAUCCCUACAUGUCCACAAAAGAAUUCAGGCACUUGAGUAAUGAAAAUGUUUUCCUGAGGAAUCUUAAUUGCCAUGCAUAUUCCACUGGGAUUUUGCAGGUGAUUCUGUUGGGAGGGUUAUUGUGUUGAUAUCACUCCAAUUGGUUGAUUUUUUGACUUCUUCAUCUUACUGUUCUGCUAGUAAUACUCAUACCUGCUUGUCCUCAUUGAUAAUUGAAUGAAAAAAGGCAGUUCCAUUUUGGCCAGUUAUUCUUUGUACCGAUGUAAUCUUCCUGAUGCUUUCUUACAUAACCAAGUGAAGUUCUGUGUUUUCUUCCCUGCUGUCUUCUCUGCCAAUCUCCCUCAUUGCUUUUAGUCCAAUUCAACAUUCCGGUGCUGCACCCGCUCACUGGCUGAAGCCUUUCUGCUCUCAGGUGAUUUUUUUUUCCAGUUCCAAAAUUACAUGACUAACCCUGUUGUUUGAAAGCAUUUCAUUGUGUGUUUUGGAUUUUUUUUUAACUGUUGGAGCAAUCUAUGUGUCUGGUAUAUUAAUGGAGCUUUGGCAUGAUUAUUUAACCUGUUGCUGAGUUCACAGUUCUAGAACAAGUAAUGUUUUUCUCUCUGUGUCUGUGCAUGUGCGCUUCCCUGUGCCUUUAAGGUAAGUUAGGCAGGUAAAGGGUUUCUUGAAAGAACUUGUUAAAGCCUUAUUUCUUUCAAAGAACUGAAGGAAAGAUCUAAAAUGAGGUCAGGGUGUGAUUGCCCAGCUGAUUCUCCAGGUUAGCAUGAGUGCCUCUCUGCAUGGAGCUCACAUACCCAAAGCGCAAGCAGUGUCUGAGCACUUCCCUGCCUUCCUGCUGGGAAAGUUGGGUAUGAAAGAUUCUGUAGGCAAAGUAGCCAAAACUAUGCAAGCUCUAGACUUCCACCCCAAGUGACAUCGUAGGCAGGCCUAAAAGUGCAUGUGGUUCUCUGGCUGAGCUAUCAACAUGCCAGAGUGCUUUGGCUUGGGUGGUUUUAUUACCUGGGCCUUGCUUGGCUCUCUGAGUCUCUUGCUGCACGAGACAUUGCCACCCCUGUCCGUGACCAACUCCCACCAUUAUUUUGUAUGUAUUUUUUACAUAAGGUCCAGUUUGUAUGAUCACUAGGUGACAGUCUAGAAGGGGAAAUGAAUCCCAGCAAGAACCCAGGGCUCAGGCUGACCAGCUGAGGGUCUGGCUGAUGUGGUCACAACCCAGCUGUCCCCGCCCAGGACCCCUCUCAAAGGAAAGGGCCUUUGGGAACUGAUCUUAGGAGCAGUUUUAGGAGGGGCCAAACAUCCUCUGCCAUCUGCUCCAUUUCACACUCCUCAGCCAGGAAUGUGGAAGGCAGCAGGGCCAGAGCCCUUAUCUUGCUGGUCUGUACGUUUGCACGACUCAGCCACUUGUAUUUAUUUGAGUGGGUAUCCUAAACUGACUUGAUGGCUCUGAAAGUCCCCAUGCUGUGCCCACACAGAAGCUCUCUGUGUUUCAAACGUCAUUUCCUGCACAAAUGGCUGGGAUGUGACUCCCAGUGUAUUUCAGGGCUGCAGUGUGUUGUUAAAAAGCUCUGCAUGCUUUAAUGUGAAGGUCAUGACAUAAAGGUCUGCCAUUUCAAACCACUUCCUAUUGCUGUGUUUUUUACUCUCUGUUGCAGAGUCUUCCUUGCUCUUCCUGCCCAGUGAGGAUUCUGUCCUUCUCCUCCUAAAUCUUCUGUCUUCAUUUUACUUUAUAAUCUUAACUGAAUAUUUUUAUUGAAUAGUUUUUAACUCUGUAUUUAAAUUUUCACAUGGAAAUUCUGUAUUUUGCACAUGGUGAAAAUUGUUUUAGCUUUAUUUAUGGUAUCUGCUGUAAACAAAAAUAAAUGUAGUUCUUUAUAAGUC
This is a messenger RNA of Motacilla alba alba, 14328 nucleotides long. It is a transcript of the gene MICAL2, whose product is annotated as microtubule associated monooxygenase, calponin and LIM domain containing 2. The transcript has 19 exons. The record is from RefSeq and is a predicted model, not a curated record. Gene Ontology annotation, molecular function: protein binding; FAD binding. NCBI's taxonomy places the organism in Eukaryota, Metazoa, Chordata, Aves, Passeriformes, Motacillidae. The coding region runs from base 7407 to 10292 and encodes 961 amino acids.